AUGAUUAGGACCCUGCUGCUGUCCGCUUUGGUGGCUGGAGCCCUCAGUUGUGGGGUCCCCACUUACCCACCUUCUGUGACUAGAGUGGUUGGAGGUGAAGAAGCGACGCCCAACAGCUGGCCCUGGCAGGUCUCCCUGCAGUACAGCUCCAGUGGCAGUUGGCACCACACCUGCGGAGGGACCCUGAUAGCCAACAGCUGGGUCCUGACGGCUGCCCACUGCAUCAGGUUUUCCCCAUCUGAAAAUGAAAGGUACGACAUUGCCCUGGUCAAACUGGCUAACUCCGUCUCCCUCACCGACAAGAUCCAGCUGGCCUGCCUCCCAUCUGCUGGCACCAUUCUAACCAACAACUACCCCUGCUACGUCACGGGCUGGGGAAGGCUGCAGAGAAGAAUAAGUGUUGGCUCUUGUUGGAAUUAUGGUACCAUCUUGGGCUAUGACCGCAAGGGCUGGCUUCAGAGGACAGGGGACUCCGGCGGGCCGCUGAACUGUCAGGCAGCUGACGGCCGGUGGGAGGUGCAUGGCAUCAGCAGCUUUACCUGCAACUACUACCACAAGCCCUCCGUCUUCACACGGGUCUCCAAUUACAUCGACUGGAUCAAUUCAGUAACAACUGGACCAGCUUAA
Molecule: messenger RNA, 627 nt
Organism: Piliocolobus tephrosceles (Ugandan red Colobus)
Lineage: Eukaryota; Metazoa; Chordata; Mammalia; Primates; Cercopithecidae
Product: chymotrypsin-like elastase family member 2A
Exons: 7
Coding region: 1-627 (208 amino acids)
Biological process (GO): proteolysis
Molecular function (GO): serine-type endopeptidase activity
Source: RefSeq, a predicted model, not a curated record